GCCAUCCAAUCAGCGGAGGGCAGGCUCCCCGGGUUCGCCCAGCUGUGCCCGGCUAUCUCAUGCGGCGCUAGGUUGGCUCCCACUUGCUCACUUCGGAGUCUCGUUCAGUUUUUGUGUUGUGUUUAGUGUCAGCGCCAUGAAACCGCAGCAGCCCUGAACGCACACAACGGAAACGCACCCACUGUUCUCUUACAAGAGCCCUGAGGGAAUGGAAGUUGUGGGGCAGUGAGUGCCAUGGCAGAGGGACCGGACGGGGCAUGCGAGCUGUGCCCGGAGCAUGGCCGGGGCAGGGAACGUAGGAGCGGGGUCACUGAGGUCAGCUUGGUGGAAGCAGCUAAGGCGGCACCCAGGAGGAGCAGCAUCAUCAAGGACCCUGCAAACCAAAAACCUGGCCGGAAGAAAACAGUAUCCUUUAGCAGCAUGCCAUCGGAAAAGAAGAUAAGCAGUGCCAGUGAUUGCAUUAGCUUCAUGCAAGGGGGUUGUGAACUAAAGAAAGUUCGUCCAAAUUCCCGUAUCUACAGUCGUUUUUUCACACUCGACACUGAUUUGCAAGCUUUACGCUGGGAGCCUUCCAAAAAAGACCCUGAAAAAGCAAAAUUGGACAUCUCUGCUCUCAAGGAAAUUCGGCUUGGCAAGAACACCGAAACAUUUAGGAACAACGGACUGGCAGAUCAAAUUUGUGAGGACAGUGCAUUUUCAAUAAUUCAUGGAGAAAAUUAUGAGUCUUUGGACCUGGUGGCUAAUUCAGCUGAUGUGGCCAAUAUCUGGGUCUCAGGUUUAAGAUACUUAGCCUCUCAUAGUAAACAACCACUGGACUUAGUAGAAGGUGGACAAAACACACCUCGAUUUAACUGGUUAAAGUCCAUCUUUGAUGAUGCAGAUAUAGAUGGGAAUGGCAUUAUGUUAGAAGAUACUGCAGUUGAACUGCUCAAACAACUCUCUCCUGCUAUCAAAGAAGCCAAGGUUAGGUUAAAGUUUAAAGAAAUCCAAAAGAGUAAAGAAAAACUUACUACCAGAGUGACCAAAGAAGAAUUUUGUGAAGCAUUUAGUGAAUUAUGUACAAGACCUGAGGUGUAUUUUCUACUUGUACAGAUUUCCAAAAAUAAAGAGUACCUGGAUGCAAAUGAUCUACUUUUAUUCUUAGAGUCAGAGCAAGGAAUGACACAGGUUACAGAAGAUAUGUGUCUGGAAAUAAUCCAAAAUUAUGAGCUUACUCAAGAAGGAUGCAUAAAGGGUUUUCUUACCAUUGAUGGUUUUACAAAGUAUCUUUUGUCCCAAGAAUGUGAUAUAUUUGAUCCUGUCCAAAAAAAGGUUAGCCAAGAUAUGACCCAACCAUUGUCACACUAUUAUAUCAACUCCUCCCACAACACAUACUUAAUUGAAGACCAAUUUAGGGGUCCAGCAGAUAUCAAUGGAUAUGUGAGAGCACUAAAAAUGGCUUGCAGAAGCAUUGAGCUUGAUGUCAGUGAUGGGCCAGACAAUGAGCCAAUCAUUUGCAAUCGAAAUAGCAUGACCUCACCAUUAGCCUUUCGUAAUGUUAUUGAAGUUGUUAACAAAUAUGCCUUCAUCUCUUCUGAGUAUCCCCUUAUCCUUUGUAUUGGCAACCAUUGCUCUAUACAACAGCAAAAGAUAAUGGUACAACAUAUAAAAAAGAUCUUUGGUAGUAAACUCUACACAGAAAUUCCUUUGCCAGCAGAGUCCUAUCUUCCCUCUCCUGAAAAACUUAAGAAAAAAAUUAUUGUAAAAGGUAAAAAGCUGCCUUUGGAUUUUGACCUCUUAGAGGGAGAGGUAACUGAUGAAGAUGAGGAGGCUGAAAUGUCUCGCAGAAUGUCAGAAGACUACUUUGGAGAACAGAGAUUGAUAAAGCUUUGUAAAGAACUAUCAGAUUUAGUAUCCAUUUGCAAAUCUGUUCAGUACAAAGAUUUUGAUGUCUCCAUGAAAAACCAAAGUUAUGGUGAAAUCUGCUCUUUUAGUGAAAGCCAAGCUAGUCGUAUUUCUAAUGAGUAUCCUGAAGACUUCGUAAACUACAACAAAAAGUUUUUAUCAAGGGUCUAUCCAAGUCCAAUGAGAAUAGAUUCAAGUAAUAUGAACCCACAAGACUUUUGGAAUUGUGGUUGUCAGAUUGUGGCUAUGAAUUUUCAGACUCCAGGUCCAAUGAUGGAUCUGAACAUUGGCUGGUUCCUUCAGAAUGGUGGUUGUGGGUAUGUCCUUCGACCAUCCAUCAUGCGAGAUGAAGUAUCGUAUUUCAGGGCAAACACUAAAGGUGUUGUGCCUGGUGUAUCUCCUCAGGUUCUUCACAUCAAAAUCAUCAGUGGACAGAAUUUUCCUAAACCAAAAGGAGCAUGUGCAAAAGGGGAUGUGAUUGAUCCAUAUGUGUGUAUUGAAAUUCAUGGAAUCCCUGCCGAUUGUGCAGAACAGAGGACUAAGACAGUGCAGCAAAAUGGGGACAACCCAAUUUUUGAUGAGAGCUUUGAAUUUCAGGUAAACCUCCCAGAGUUAGCCAUGGUGCGUUUCAUGGUUCUUGAUGAUGACUAUAUUGGGGAUGAAUUUAUUGGUCAGUAUACUAUACCCAUUGAGUGUUUACAGCCUGGAUAUAGACAUGUGCCAUUGCGCUCUUUCGUUGGAGACACAAUGGAGCAUGCUAAACUGUUCGUUCACAUUGCUAUCACCAGCAGAGCAGGAGGAGGAAAAGCUCAGAAACGUGGAUUAUCGGCACGAAUAGGAAAAAAAGCCAGGGAGUACACAAUGCUAAGAAACACUGGCCUUAAAGUCGUAGAUGACAUCUUCAAACUUACUGUUCAUCCUUUGAGGGAAGCCACUGAUGUCAGAGAAAACAUGCAGAAUGCACUGGUGUCCCUAAAGGAACUCUGUGGACUUCCCACCAGCUCCAGCCUCAAACAGUGCAUGCUGUCUCUUGCGUCACGUCUGGUAAAUAGUGACAGCACACCUUCUGUGAACCUCAUCAUGAAGGACAGUUAUCCUUAUUUGGAAUCCUUAGGAACAAUACCGGAUGUUCAGAAAAAACUACUCAACGCCUAUGAAAUGAUGAUACAGGAGAGCCGGUCUCUGAUUGAGGCAGCAGAUGUAAUCCAUGAGAAGAUAUUGCAGUGCCAGAAAACAGGCAUGGAAUUUCACGAAGAACUGCAUCGUUUGGGAACAAAAGAAGGACUGAAAGGCAGAAAACUCAGUAAAGCCAUAGAGAGCUUUGCCUGGAACAUCACAGUGCUGAAGGGCCAGGGAGAUUUACUGAAGAAUGCCAAAAAUGAAGCAAUGGAGAACAUGAGACAAAUCCAGCAGGCUUGUCUGUCCAGUGGUCUAAGCAAAGCUCCGAGUACAACAACAGACUCAAAAUCCAAACGAGGCCUAGAAGCAAUUGAAGAGAAAGAUAUGGGGGAAGAAAAUGGCCGCUUGUGAGGAAGAGAGCCAACCUUGGCGCUUGGUCCACCAGAGCUGCUGUCUGGUGUACAAGGGUAGUCAGAUAUCCACAAGUAGGGAAAUCAGCCGAGCUAGAAGCAUUUAUUGUGGUUACUUUUUCAACCUCACCUUCACAAUUAUGCCUACAAUUGUUUUUCUAAUAGUGAAUGAAUGUGUGAAGAGGAUAUUUUAACACUGACCACACUGGCAUAUUUCCAGAUGACAAAUUGUGCCAUUUCAUAUGCAUUAUGUAUACCAUGCAGGGUUUAUCUGACAUAAUUUCAGCAGUAAAACAUGGUCCAUAUUAAGCAGCUCUGGGGCCAGCAAUGUACUGUCUACCAAGAACACUUUAAAAAAUAGUGAAGGAAAUGGUGUUCUCUCCGUUCUUCAGGUUGUGUUGGAAUGGGAUAGCAGAAUUUAGUUAGUAAUUUAUUGCUGUAUGUGGAAUCCAGAGACUGCUCAUAUAAUAAACCAAAUAUGUUCAGAGUCCACCGAGAAUACUGAAGAUAUCUGGGAGAAAUGAAGCAUUCUCCAUUUCUAACACUGGUCAUAUUAUGUGAAAGAAUUAACUUUUGUCGAUACUCAGCCUUUGACGUUACAUGUAUUACAUAUUUUCACCUUAAAGUAAUAAUUUAAUACUCUAACAUUUCACUUUUUUUAAAUAGUAUGAAGAUCUCUACUGGAGAUAGCAUUUAGUGCGAUGUUAGUUGGAUCAUGUGAUGUUCUUCAGUUUAGUUGCUUAGGUAUAGAGUUAGCCCAAGUCAAAUCACAUUCACAUGCUUACAUAAGUGCAAUAAUGCAAAUGACUUAUGUGUAAGGAGCUGUCUACUCAACCUGGCCCAAUGAGUAAUAGAAUGACAUCUUAAUGUAAUGGAUAUUAAAGGAACACUCUCAAAAAUGUACCAAAAAUUUUAAAUAUAUCCCUCUUUUAAUAUCCUCCUUUAGGAAUCUUGUUUUGUGUUAAAUUACAUUUAAAACUAAGAAAUAUAUGUAUAGAAAUUUUCUUUGUGUCCCAGGGCAUAAGCCUUGCCACUGGCUACAAAGACCCUUUUAUCAGGUGAAUGAGCAUUUGUAGAAAUGCUCAUUCCCAAUAAUUGGCUAAUGUAUGGCUAUGUUCACACAGUGCAGUUUUUCCACAUUUUUAAUGCAUGCUGACUCUGACUGCGAUAUGGUACUAUUUUACCAGGAUUACGCAUAUCACAAUAAAUUACCAGCAUAUUUGCAGAUUUUUUUUCUCACAAAAAUACCUCAAAAUCAGAAAAAAAAAAUGCAUACAAAAUUUGGAAAAAAAAUCAAGCCAUUUGAACACAAACUAAAAGGGUCAGCAAUCAGCCGAGGAAACACCAUCUUUUGUGCCGCUAAUAAAAUCAUAUGACUCUGUGUAAACAGAAUGCAUGGCUGACAGUGGCAAAGUGAAGGGCCGAACAAACGAUCUUAAAAUUGUUCAUACAGCCUGGACAGACUAUUGAUCUAGCCUGUGAAGGCUCAGUCAACAUGGCUUCCCCUAAUAAUGCACUAAAGAAUGAAAUUUUAAAAAAUUACAAAAAAAUAGAUAACAAAAAAGGACACAUUUCAUUAUAUGACUUUAAUCCCACCAAAAAAUCUUAGUAAUACAUUACCUAUAAUCCCAGCACCCUUGGUUAAAGGACAUCUGUACUGCAUGAAUUUUACAUAUUCCUAUGCAUGGGCUGUAAAAAUAAACAAAAUAAACUUUAACUUGCCUUCCUGCAUUCUCCCGUUGCUCCGGUAUCGGCCUCACGGGCCCGCGAUGUCCCGCCUCGGCCGGUGAUAGGCUGAGCGCACUUUCAUGUAAGCAGCUCUGGCCGCCUCCUUACAUGACAGAGCGCUCAGCCUAUCACCGGCCGAGGCGGGACAUCGCUGCGGCCGGUGAUACGCUGACUGCUUUGUGACGUUCCCAUCCCCAGGAAGCAGCAAGAGAACCGCAGCGGAGGACCGUGAGGCCGAUACCGGAAGGUGAGUUAAAGUUUAUUUUGUUUAUUUUUACAGCCCAGGCACAUGAAUAUGUAAAAUUCAUGCAGUACAGAUGUCCUUUAAGCGUUACCCGCUGAGCUGAUCUCCAGCUGACUAUGGGACAGAUCAGAUCGCUUUUACAAAUUCUGCUGAUUGGUUGCUAUGGCCAACUGCCCCACUUUUCCUCUGCACAGGUUUUGAGAAAUCCUGCCUGGGCCCCCAGAGAGAGAUACACUCAUUUCUUUAAAGUGGUUAUCCAGGAAUAGAAAAACAGAGCUAAUUUUUUUUUUUUUUUUUUAAACGCUCCCCAUCUGUCUCCAGGUGGGGUGUGGUUCUGCAGCUCAAUUUCAUUGAAGUGAAAGGAGCCAAGUUGUAAUACCACAUCCAAUCUGGAGACAGACUGGGAGCGUUUUUUGAAAGAAAUUAGCUCUGUUAUUCUAUUUCUGGAUAACCGCUUUAAUUUUAACAUGCCCAUGAAAGGAUAUCUUUAACCAGACAAGCCCUUUGAAUGGUCACUGUUGUUCCAAACAACUUCCCCUUAUUUGAUAGCCUAUCGAAUUUCUAACAUAUUUGUAAAUCACUAUAUUUACCAAAAAUAACCCCUGCAAACAGCUGUCCACUGAUUGAUGCUGCUUUCAACAUACGAUGGCCUAUGAGAGGCCAUCGCAUGUUGAAAUUAUCGUAUGUCGGGGGGGUCUCUGUACUUUUUUUCCCCUGUGAGUGUCUGCUAUUAGGAGAUUCUAUUGUACCAUUGAUGUCCAUCUGUAGUCAGGAUAGGGUACUAGUUGGGGCCAAUUUAUCCCAAGUAUUAAUUCAUGCAUUGCAGUAUCCUAGAAAGUCAAAGGAAGUUGUAAAACUCUUUAGCUUGAAGGUAGAUUACAAGCCUGUUAUGAUCUUAUCCAUUUUUACAGACACUAUUCAGUUUAAGGAAGCCAUCUCUGCUGACAUUGACAGAUAGGGCAGUUCCUAAUUAUUUCAGAAGACUGAAAGGUAGGAAGACAAUGUAAUAGAGCAGCAGGAAACGCUAUCAGAAUGCUUGGAUGUAUAUGGAGAGGUAUAAGCAGUAGAAAUAGAGAAGUGCUCAUGCCGCUGUACAGAACACUGGUGAGGCCUCACUAGGAGUAUUGUGCGCAGUACUGGAGGCCGUAUCUCCAGAAGGAUAUAGAUACUCUAGAGAGAGUUCAAAGAAGAGCUACUAAACUAGUACAUGGAUUGCAGGAUAAAACUUACCAGGAAAGGUUAAAGGACCUUAACAUGUAUAGCUUGGAAGAAAGAAGAGACAGAGGGGAUAUGAUAGACACUUUUAAAUACAUAAAGGGAAUCAACACAGUAAAGGAGGAGAACAUAUUUAAAAGAAGAAAAACUACCACAAGAGGACAUAGUUUUAUAUUAGAGGGACAAAGGUUUCUGCAGUAAUAUAAGAAGGAUUACUUUACUGAGACAGUAGUGGAUGCAUGGAAUAGCCUUCUUGCAGAAGUAGCUGCAAAUACAGUGAAGGAGUUUAAACAUGCAUGGGAUAAGCAUAAGGCUAUCCUUCAUAUAGGAUAGGGCCAGGGACUAUUGAUAGGAUUCAGAUUAUUGGGCAGACUAGAUGGUUUUAUCUGCCGACACAUUCGAUGGAAUCAGCAAUUUAUAGCAUUGAGAAACAUUUCUUUGUCUGAGGAAGCCCUCCCCAAAAUAUAGUGUUGGUGGUUUGUAUUAUGUACCAGCAUAGCCAUCAGCCUUUCAUGCUGUAGUCAUCACAAUUGAAGCUAAUUGAACUAUGUACACCAUGCAGGUUCCUGACAGUGAAGACCUGGGCUCUCUUUUUGCUUCGGCAUGUGUAGCUUUCUGUAUUCUAGAAAUUCAGUUUAGGACAAAGUAGAUGAAACCCACAAUGUGUUAAGUUACGCCCUAUGGACAACUGUCCCUAUUGGGCAUUUGCUUGGUAGAUUAUUGGAUUCUCUAAUGGCAUUUAACCCUGUCCUGCACCUUUGGUUGAAAAUGCAGCCAUAUGUAAGUACAGCGUUACUCUGAUGUAAACCUUUCAUGGUGUUAAACACCCGAUAGAGUAGCAUACAGUGUGUGUAGUUCUAGCUUCUGCCUCUGACUACCUAUAUGUCUUCGGUACUUUGUUUGAGUGUAAUAUUAAUGUGCUCAUUCAACUAUUAUGAUGCCAGAAGGAAGGUUACAUGUGACUAAGGUUAAUGGGAGUUUCAGACAAAAUCCCUUCCCACGAAGGCAGUAUAGUAUAGGCCUAUUACUGCUUGGGAGUUCUGCCUUAUAACAUUUGAGGGAUAUACUAAUAAAAUAUUUUGUCUUGUGGGAACAGGAUGUACUUGGAACUCAGGGCACAGGCCUCCUGGCUGGCUUCAGAAGGGUUUUGGGGGCUGUGUGUUCUCUAAGCAAGAUUAAAUAGAAAUCUAUUUAUUGAAGAGCACGGCUUUUAUUUUAAAAAGCUACCUUUUUAAUGUAUUUGACUAAAAGAGAUAUAAUGUGCUAACUUUCUGGACUGAAGUGAUAAUUUAAGAUUUUGUUCUUAUUUCCAUGUAUCUCUUUGUGUUAAUCCCUUUGUAUACUCGAAGGUCUGCUUAAUAUUAACAGAUUUCUUGGCAGUGAUGGGGUUAAUUUAUUCUUAACCUUGUUUUAUGAUUAACACUAACAUGUUAUUUUGCACAUUACUGGGAAAUAAAACUAUCAACAAAGUAAAGGGUUGUUGUCCUGUUGUGUGCAUUGUUUUCACAGUCAUGGGCAUAUAUAUAUAUAUAUAUAUAUAUAUAUAUAUAUAUAUAUAUAUAUAAAAUUUGUGGUCAGGACAACUAUCAGAAAGCCUCGAGCAUAACUACCCCUAUACUACAAUGCAGCAUAAUUUGUGACCUGGAGUUGACCAAGCAUGAUGACUAAGUAAGACUUACCUUAUAUAUACAAUAAGCGGCUUGAAUUGUGCCCUAGCCUAUAAAGUGGGCAUACCCUGUAAAAAGUGAAUUCAGGUAGAGAAAACAGACAUGGCUGCACAUCUACAUAUUGUAUUUUGAUCUACUUGCUUCUCAGCAUAAAUUCAAAAACUAACAGGUUGUUAGUAUACAUUAUGAUCAAAAUGUACAAGCGCACUUGCAACGUCAAGGCCACCUAUUUAGAGUGGGUCCCUAACGUCCCUAGUGACCACCACUGCCUCAACACCAGUGCCCACAGGGGAAACGACCCACUGGCAGGGUGGCCCAAAUGCCACUCAAACCAGUCCUAGGGCCACACCUCCCCACAGACACGGUGCCACGGCAGCAAUGGACGCUGCACAGCACCACACCAGUGUGAGCAAGGGGUAAAAGCUCACUUACCAUGUGCUCCCAGUCAGACUGGGAGGCUGCCAGAAAUGAAAGGGCCCUGUGUGCUACUUUAUAUAGGGUUGGGCUGAGGGGGGUGGGGCAGAGUUCAGACCAAGUGAAAGCAACAACAAAAAAGGAGAGGAUAGAAAACACAAUGUGAAUUCAGGUAGAGUAAACAGACAUGGUCGCACAUCUACAUAUUGUAUUUUGAACUACUUGCUUCUCAGCAUAAAUUCAAAAACAGGUUGUUAGUAUACAUUUUGAUCAAAAGGUACAAGCCCACUUGCCACGUCAAGGCCACCUAUUUAGAGUGGGUCCCUAAUGUCCCUAGCAUAAAAUGGCGUAACACUGGGCGGUGACCACCACCACCGCAACACCAGUGCCCACAGGGGGAACGACCCACUGGCAGAGUGGCCCCAAUGCCACUCAAACCAGUCCUACCCACAGACACGGUGCCACGGCAGCAAUGGACGCCGCACAGCACCACACCAGUGUGAAUAAGGUGUAAAAGAUCACUUACCAUGUACUCCCAGUAAGACUGGGAGGCUGCGAGAAAUUAAAGGGCCCUGUGUAGCUACCUGCUACUUUAUAUAGGGUUGGGCUGAGGGGGUGGGGCAGAGUGCAGACCAAGACUGAAGUGAUAAUUUAAGAUUUCCAUGUAUCUCUUUGUGUUAAUCCCUUUGUAUUCUUGAAGGUCUUCUUAAUAUUAACAGAUUUCUUGGCAGUGAUGGGGUUAAUUUAUUCUUAACCUUGUUUUAUGAUUAACACUAACAUGUUAUUUUGCACAUUACUGGGAAAUAAAACUAUCAACAAAGUAAAAG
Hyla sarda is the source of this 9508-nucleotide messenger RNA. It is a transcript of the gene PLCL1, whose product is annotated as phospholipase C like 1 (inactive). The transcript has 6 exons. Gene Ontology annotation, biological process: intracellular signal transduction; lipid metabolic process. The coding region runs from base 235 to 3414 and encodes 1059 amino acids. Gene Ontology annotation, molecular function: phosphatidylinositol-4,5-bisphosphate phospholipase C activity. The record is from RefSeq and is a predicted model, not a curated record. NCBI's taxonomy places the organism in Eukaryota, Metazoa, Chordata, Amphibia, Anura, Hylidae.